Molecule: messenger RNA, 3320 nt
Organism: Gadus macrocephalus (Pacific cod)
Lineage: Eukaryota; Metazoa; Chordata; Actinopteri; Gadiformes; Gadidae
Gene: atf7b
Product: activating transcription factor 7b
Exons: 12
Coding region: 114-1601 (495 amino acids)
Biological process (GO): regulation of transcription by RNA polymerase II
Molecular function (GO): DNA-binding transcription factor activity, RNA polymerase II-specific; cAMP response element binding
Source: RefSeq, a predicted model, not a curated record
GGCAGACGGAUGCACUUCUCGCGAUACUUGCCGGACUGUGUGUGAGUGAGUGUCAACAUCGGCCCGCAGCGCAGCGUCCUGAGUCAGGGGAGGAAUCGGGAUUGCCGUGUGAGAUGGGGGAUGACAGGCCUUUCGCUUGCACUGCCCCUGGCUGUGGGCAGCGGUUCACCAAUGAAGACCAUCUAUCGGUCCACAAACACAAACAUGAAAUGACUCUGAAGUUCGGUCCUGCACGGACGGACUCGGUCAUCAUCGCAGACCAGACCCCAACCCCCACCCGAUUCCUGAAGAACUGUGAGGAGGUGGGGCUGUUCAACGAGCUGGCCCACUCCUUCGAGCAGGAGUUUCGUAAAGCACAGGACGAUGACCACAGAACCAAGAACACGAAUGUCCCACUGCAGACACCGUCGGAGGUCAAGGGUGAAGUCCAGGGUCCGCUGCAGGUGGACUCGUCCCCUCCAGGGAGCCCCGACUCCACCUCCAGCAUGUCAGACGACAGCCGGGAACCCCCGCAGGAGAUGGAGCCCCCAAAGCCUGCCCCCAGCUCUGCCCCCACCCCUACCAUCGUGCGCCCGGGUUCGCUGCCCCUCCACAUGGGCUUCGACUCACUGAACCCCACGCUCCCCUCCCCCACGUCGGUCAUCACGCAGACCCCGCCCUCUAACAGACAGCUGGGGUCCCCGACGGCCUCGUACCCGCUGGUCAUGCACCUCCCUAACGGCCAGACGCUGCCCCUGCUGCCCAGCCCGGUGCAGAUGACCUCCGUCAUAUCGCUGGCCCGGCCGGUGAACGCCGUGCCCAACGUUCCCGGGAUCCCCGGCCCCCCGGUGGGCGGGGCCAGCAGCGGCUCCUCCUCCCCGUCCGGGUACAGCAUGCACGCCGACGCCAAGAUGCGUCUGAAGGCGGCCCUCACCCAGCAGGGCCUGGUAGUACACAACGGCUCUGCCAGGGGGGGCCCCAGCGGGGGGGGCGCCAGCGGGUCCGCGGUCCCUCAGAGACCCGAGCAGAACCAGCAGCCCAUACAGCAGUCUGAUGCACUGUCGCCUGCUCAGCCCCAGGUGUCUCCCGCCCAGCCCACGGGGGGGCGGCGGCGCCGGGCGUCGGACGUGGACCCCGACGAGCGGCGCCAGCGCUUCCUGGAGCGCAACCGCGCGGCGGCCUCGCGCUGCCGGCAGAAGAGGAAGGUGUGGGUGGGCUCCCUGGAGAAGAAGGCCGACGACCUCGCCAACAUGAAUGUCUCCCUCUCCAACGAGGUGACCCUGCUGAGGAACGAGGUGACCCAGCUGAAGCAGCUCCUCCUGGCCCACAAGGACUGCCCCGUCACGGCCAUGCAGAAGAAGAACGCCUUCCUAGCCGCAGGCGGGGAGGAGAGUUCCCGGGAGCCGUCGGCCGAGCUGCUGGGCUCCCCGGCGGCGGUCAUCCAGCACGGGCCCCCCCCCGGGGCCUCGGGCGGGGCCGGCGCCCUCAACGGGCUGAGCGUGCGCGCCGCCGAGGCCGUGGCCAUGUCGGUGCUGGCCGGCAUGGGGGCGGGGCAGCCGGCCGGGGACGUCAUGACGACGCAGCAGCAGCAGCAGCAGCAGCAGCAGCCCGCCUCCAGAUGAUGCGACGGCGCUGGUAGCCCCGCAUGCACUCGACCGGUGGGUGGGGGGGGGGGGGGGGGGUGGCGGCAGAGAGGGGGGGGGGGGGGGGGAGCCACGGACCCACCGGUGUCGCUCCCCGCCCACCCCCCCGCCCCCUCCUGCUCCGGCCCCCUCCCCCGUCGCCCGUCGUCGCCCGUCCCCCAGGAUGUGAGCGUGGACCAUGUGACCAGCAGGAUGCAGGAUUCAUGCGCUGGCUCAGGCCACGGACUCAGACGCUCUGCCCCCCCCCCCCCCCCCCCCCCACCACCAGGCCGAGGAUAAUCACUGACCGGAGCGUGGCGCCCCCCCCCCCCCCCCUGACCGGCUCCCAGCGCGAGGGCGGCGCUGUGUACAGUAGACGUGUGGAAACACCCCUUCGUUUUUUUUUAAGUUUAACCGCAGUCAGGAAUGUUGUUGUUUUUUUUUAGAACGGGAAAAAUCUCCCAAUAAAAGCACGUUAUUUUAUUUCUGUUGCACUUUUGAACGCAACUUUAAAACCAAACCCGCGCACUCAUCGUGAUCACACACUUCGCUAGCGCUUGUUUUGCUGUGACAUCUUGUCCUCGCAGCUCCGGUUGUGUUCUGCGGUGUCCUGAGGCUGCAGGGGGGCGGGCGGUGGUGAUCUCACCCCCGCCCGCCGCCUGCUAGCCCCACUGUCCGCCCACGCUACCUCUUCUGUCUCCGCGCUCUGCGUCGCUCUGUGUUUGACCCUCUGUGUUCAGCCAUUCGAGGUCAGCGGGAGGGCCUUCAUCACGCUCUCCUCUUGUACAGUUAUUUUUACUUUCAUUGUGAGUUUUUUGUUUGACAUUUUAUUUUACCGCCCCCCCCCUGGAGCGAGGGGGUCGUGUUCAUCUGGACUUCUGUUGGACUGCAUGGCGAAGACGAGGAUGAAGAGUAUCACCCACUGUGCGUGUGUGCGUGCGUGCGUGUGUGUGUGUAUGUGUGUGUUACUGACGCUUGGCCCCGCCUCUCAUCAGUUGGAAGCUUUGAUUGACAGGAUUGCCUUUGACCUCGAUGUGAAGCCUCCAGUCUGUCCGUAACAGAGAUGGUGUGGGUUGAUAACCUUUACACGGUAAUCAACGAACAUAACAUUAAAAAACAAGUGACCCAGGCAUUUCCUUUGAAGAAAAAAGUAGUGCAAUAUAUUUUUCUAUUGAGUAUCGAUGUUCUUGCGUGUAACUAGCGUGUGUAGCCCAGUGGUGUGGUUCUCUGAAUGAUGGAGUGGCUCAAAGGAAAACAAUGUGAAGAUGGUCAUUCCUGAGUUAAAUUGGCAAUUGGAGCACAGAAUGGGCUUGAUGUCCUGUUCAAUGGUGCUCUCACACGUUUUCUAACUGUCUGCCUUUUGUCAUUCAUUCGUUGAAGGUGCUUCCUUUUGAGUUUCAGUCUUGAACUGUGCUUGUUAGCAUCAUGCUUAUUUUAACAUUGUCAAGUUGUUUUUUUACAUGGUCUGGUUUUAAAAGGUUGCUUUCUCCAACUCGAGGUAUGGAUGUCCCUUCUUAUGAUUGUAGUCCCUGAUUCUGUUCCCCCUAUCACAUAAACGUGUGUAGUCUAUUGUGUGUUCCACUGAGGGAUUGGCACUAGAAGAUAGACACAUGGAGGGAGUCAAAUAAGGCCUAAAACUAGGUAAAAUUAACUCUUAUAUAAUCUGAAUUAAUGGAUGAUAUGUCUGGUAAAAAAAAUAAAUGUUGUUAGAAAAGGAAA